UUGGUCUUUAAAGGAAAUUGCCGUUUUAUUUUUAAAGUCAAAACAACAAUCUUCUGUGGCAUCUGAAAGGGUAACAAAUUCAUUAUGGUUGGCAAAAAGUGGUAUUUCUUUCUCCCGGUAUGGAUGUGACUGGAAACUUUUUCAACAAACUGCGAAGCAUAGCUGUCACUUUGGAGAAACAGACCGAGCAGUUUAAGCAAGUUUUCCAUGGUGAUAAUUCAGAAUUUGAAGAUGAUUCUCCAAUGAGAUAUUUACAUGAACUGUACUCUGAAGUAAGAACACUAAAGGGUGAUGCUGAUAAUACUCUUUGUAAGAGUUCUUCAGAAAGAGAUACUACAUAUGACUUCAUAAAAGCCAGUAAAGUUCUGAUGAAAAGAAAUACAACAGAUCUUAAGAAAAUAAGUGACCUCUUCCAGAAGUAUGGUUACAAACCACUUGUUGACAAAGAUGAAGAAAUAAAGGGUGAAGCUGAAAUCAACCCUGAGUCUACCAUGCCUGAUCUAGAAGAGCCCCCAAACCUUGAUUAUCCUGGAAAAUUAUCUGGAUCUCAUAGUCCACUGCGAAUUCCACAACUUUCCGAUUUUGGGCUUUCAAAAUAUGCUCUUCCAAAUACUUUAGGCACAAUGCAUCCUCAGCCCCAAGCACAUGUACCAAAAGAAGAGCCAAGGGCGGAUGGAUCCGCAUAUGUAUCACCCAAGACAGAACACUUUCAUAUCCAUGGGCGUGACCUGUGUUUGAAUGAUGAAACCACGGGUUUAGUGGAAGACCAAACAAUCUUCUUACUUAAUAAUGCAAAAAACGUUAAGCACUGCAUACGUGGACCAGCAGUGGCAUCAGUACCAAACAAGAACCUGGCUACACCUAAGCAAGCAAACAAAUUGUGUGAUUUUGAUUACAUGGCUUCACCUGAUGCACCUGCAUUCUGCACACCUGGAGUGAAAAUUCCCCACAGAAAGAACACUGUCUUACAAAAAUCCCCAGAGGGUAACCAUCCAGUUGCAUCUAAUCAUACAACAGAAAAACCUCUAUCAAAUACACAACCUCUGAAAAUAGAAUCUAAACAAAUGUGUGUUUCUCAGAGGCCGAAUAAAGUUCUUAUUAAAAGUGCUGAUGUGUCUGUUCUGCACUCAGACAAUUAUCCGGAAUGUGCUGAAGUACCCUCUCCUCCAGUAAUAUCGGACUACAGUAACCUGUUUGGUACUCCUCCUCCACCUCCUGCAAUAACUGUGAUUCCAAAACAGAUUUUUCAGAUUUUAUCAAAGUACAAUCCAACCAUAGAAGCAUCUACAUCAGUGGAGAGAGAGCCUACUCUUGGUAUCGGGAACAAAGAGAACAGAGAGUAUUCUGGAUGAAUUGAAGAAGAACACUUGAGUUUUUGUUGGGACUACAAUAUUUAAGGCUGUUCUGAAGAGUUUAGAAAGCUUAAUAGGAAGAAAGAACUACAUGGGGAAAAUACCUGAAUAUGCCAACUACUCUUUUCUAAACAAUUUGCCAACAGGUUCAACUGAAACUAUUUUUUCU
This is a messenger RNA of Elgaria multicarinata webbii, 1521 nucleotides long. RefSeq names its product spindle and kinetochore associated complex subunit 3 (gene SKA3). Gene Ontology annotation, biological process: mitotic cell cycle; chromosome segregation. NCBI's taxonomy places the organism in Eukaryota, Metazoa, Chordata, Lepidosauria, Squamata, Anguidae. The transcript has 10 exons. Bases 120 to 1352 code for a protein of 410 amino acids. Gene Ontology annotation, cellular component: spindle microtubule; outer kinetochore; kinetochore. The record is from RefSeq and is a predicted model, not a curated record.